AUGGUCCCUUCCAUUCGCUCUCCCUCUAGCAGCAGCAGAUACUACCAUGCCUCCCACAGCCGUGCAAAGGAUUGGAAUGAAUGUUGUGCCAUGGUGAUGGGCUUUGAAGAUUGGACGUUGGUGGAUGUGGUCCAUAGUGAUACAGAUACCCCUUUGAGCCCUACCAAUCUCCAAGUCACCAAUUUGCUUCCCAGUGACCUGUUCGAGGAAGACAAGGGCAAUGCUACUACUACUGAUAGCAGCCAGAACCAUGCAUCCGAUCCUUGGACCAAGAAUGCCUUGAACAUUGAGGCCGACCUGUACCGCAUGGCGGCUUGGAUCCAGUCGAAAAAGCACGAAUUCAUCGGUUUCGACAUGGACGCCAACGAGGCAUCCAUUAUCCAAUCGACCGUGACAUCCUUUGCCGCUACCACGGCCAAUGAAAUCGAUUCCUUGCGCAAAAUGGCUUCUAGCAGCAGUAGCCACAAUCAAGUGCAUCAUCGGACCGGAAUUGUUCAAAUAUUGUUGGCGCGACUCAAAGAAGACAUUGUCGAACCCUUUGGCGUCUUGCAAAAACAUCGGUCUCGCAAGGCGGUCGAUUUGUGGCAGAAUCCACUCCAGUGCAAACUACUCGUCAAACAGAAAAAGCAGUCCCAAACAAAAUCGGACGAUUCCAUCGAUGCAGCCUUGGGAUUGGACGAUGAUGACCCAUCUGACCAAGGAGAGAAUACCGAACAACAAUUUCUGCCUCGUCGCGAUGCCCAUCCCUUGCGCAAUAAAUUCAUGGAUACCUAUGCGCGCGAUGAAACAAUUGCACCAAAGUUGUUGAAUUUACGACCCAAAUCCUUAAUUCGAGAUCCCUUAUCGGUAUUGUCCACGGAGACCGAAACCAAAUUCAAUUCCAAUCUCAAAGAAGAACAACAGCAACAACAAUCCACACCGACGACUCUCACUUCUACUAAUUCGAAUAGUGUUGUGAUUCCCGGCAUGCCGGAUUAUCAAUACGAAGAAAUGACCCAAGCCGCUCAAGAACAAAUGCAUCAAGAAGCAUUGUUGCUACAAGCCAUGGUCCACAGUGAUUUGGACAGUGUCCAAAAGGUAGAACAGCAAAUGGUCAUGAUUACCAAAUUGUUGACGCAAUUCUCGGAACUCGUCACGGAACAAUCCGAAGAAGUCUGGCAGAUUCAUGAUACCGCCAAGGACACCAAAGAGAAUAUGCAACAGGGACAGGAACAACUAGCGGAUGCCGCCGCCGCCACGCAUCAAAGUCAACAUUACAUGGCCAAGGGAAUAUUUGCCAUGGGGUGUCUCUUGUUGAUGUUUCAUUGGUUGAGACCGUAG
Seminavis robusta is the source of this 1320-nucleotide messenger RNA. The record is from the annotation of a GenBank genome assembly. NCBI's taxonomy places the organism in Eukaryota, Bacillariophyta, Bacillariophyceae, Naviculales, Naviculaceae.